Molecule: messenger RNA, 2548 nt
Organism: Coffea eugenioides
Lineage: Eukaryota; Viridiplantae; Streptophyta; Magnoliopsida; Gentianales; Rubiaceae
Product: chloride channel protein CLC-f
Exons: 9
Coding region: 1-2271 (756 amino acids)
Biological process (GO): transmembrane transport; chloride transport
Cellular component (GO): membrane; Golgi apparatus; chloroplast
Molecular function (GO): voltage-gated chloride channel activity
Source: RefSeq, a predicted model, not a curated record
AUGUCGGGAAGCGAGUACGGCGACCGCAACGUACUAUUGCGCUCCAAUUCCUCGGCUUCGGAAGACGAUUUAGAAGCUCAGCCAACUCCCCGGAGCGGUAACAAAGGCAUUAAAGAUCUAUUAAAGCGUUUGGAUGGAGGCUUUUCUAAUCGCAGAUUUAUUAGUUUUAAUCGGCGGUCUUUCGACGGUAACCGCCACCACCAGCUACAGCAGAAUUCGGUUCACUCUCAUUCGCAUUCGGAUCCCGGUGUAAGUGGUGAUGCCGGUGAUGAGGAAAUGCUAGGCGAUUUCGCUCCGCCUGAGUGGGCGUUGCUGCUUAUUGGAUGCCUUCUUGGUUUAGCUACUGGUCUUUGUGUUGCCGCCUUUAACCGUGGGGUGCAUGUGAUUCAUGAGUGGGCAUGGGCUGGCACUCCUAAUGAGGGUGCUGCAUGGCUACGUUUACAGAGGCUAGCUGAUACUUGGCAUCGAAUACUAUUGAUACCGGUCUUGGGUGGAGUAAUUGUUGGCAUGCUGCAUGGUUUACUUGACAUAUUGGGUCAAAUACAGCAGUCCACUUCUCAGGGACAGGGAUUUGAUGUUCUUGCUGGAAUAUUCCCGACAGUAAAAGCCCUCCAAGCAGCCAUAACUUUGGGCACUGGGUGUUCUUUAGGUCCUGAAGGCCCCAGCGUAGAUAUUGGAAAAUCAUGUGCUUAUGGUUGCUCAGUAAUGAUGGAGAACAACAAGGAAAGGAGAAUAGCUCUUGUAGCUGCUGGUGCUGCCGCUGGAAUCUCUUCAGGUUUCAAUGCACCAGUUGCAGGCUGUUUCUUUGCUAUUGAAACUGUUUUAAGGCCUCUUCGUGCAGAAAAUUCUCCUCCAUUUACAACUGCAAUGAUAAUCUUGGCGUCUGUUAUCUCAUCCACGGUAUCAAAUGCUGUUCUUGGAGAGAAACAAGCUUUCACAGUGCCCACGUAUGAAUUGAAAUCUGCUGCUGAGCUACCAUUAUACCUUAUAUUGGGAAUGCUUUGUGGAGUAGUAAGUGUGGCUCUCACUUACUUGGUUGCUUGGUUCACUAAAGCAUUUCAGUUCAUGAAAGAUAGAUUUGGAAUCCCUGAUGUCGUUUGCCCUGCUAUUGGAGGUUUGGGAGCUGGGAUUAUAGCUCUUAGAUACCCUGGAAUACUUUAUUGGGGUUUCACUAAUGUUGAUGAAAUUCUGCAUACUGGGAAGACUGCUUCAGCACCUGGUAUUUGGCUUUUAGCACAAUUAUCUGCUGCAAAAGUUGUGGCAACUGCUCUUUGUAAAGGUUCUCACCUUGUUGGUGGCUUGUAUGCGCCAAGCUUAAUGAUCGGUGCAGCUGUGGGUGCUGUUUUUGGAGGUUCUGCUGGGGAGCUAAUCAAUUCAGCUAUGCCAGGAAAUGCUGCUAUUGCCCAGUCACAGGCAUAUGCAUUGGUUGGAAUGGCUGCUACACUAGCUUCAGUUUGUUCAGUGCCUUUGACUUCAAUUCUUCUACUGUUUGAAUUGACAAAAGAUUACCGAAUAUUGCUUCCUCUCAUGGGGGCCGUUGGAUUGGCUAUAUGGGUGCCCUCUGUGACAAAUGAAUCUAAAGACACAGAGCUAUCAGAUUCAAAGUCUUCGGCAAGAAAUUAUUCAGUUAUCUCACCUAAUGAAGACAAAAAUGAGGAAGGAAGUUGGGGGCAAACUGACGAAGGAAAAGAAAUGGAACUUUCUGUUGUUGGAAAUCCCAGUAAUUGUGCUGGAAUGGAUGGUGAAUUUCUUCUGGAGGAUCUGAAGGUAUCUCAGGCUAUGUCAAAUGACUUUCCGAAGGUCCCUCCGAACCAAACUAUUAAAGAAGCUUUGAAAUGUAUGUACGAUGGUCAGCAGAAUUGUGUCCUUAUUGUUGAUGCUGAAAAUUAUUUGGAAGGAAUUUUAACUUACGGUGACAUUAAGCGGUUUCUCUUCAAGAAUUCUGGUGAUGCUUCCAACAGUAAUUCAUCACUUCAAGAUGUGAAUACAUGUUCAGUUUCUUCUAUAUGCACCCGAGGAAUAAGCUACCGUGGAAGGCAUUGUGGACUUCUAACCUGUUAUCCAGAUACUGACCUGUCAAUAGCAAAGCAGCUAAUGGAGGCCAAGGGAAUUAAGCAACUGCCUGUGGUCAAACGUGGAUCAGACUUCCAGAAAGAAAGAAAGCGGAGAGUUCUUGCUGUUCUUUUGUACGAUUCAAUCCAAAAUGCUCUCAGAGAUGAGAUAGAUCGGCGGAGAUCAGUUGGUCAGCAGAGACUAGAAAACAAUCAGUGAUUGGAAAUGGCCAACUAUUGAUGACAUGGUCCUGAUGGCUGUUAGAGCUUGUUCCGCCAAAUGCCCAGGUGCAACUCAAGAUACAGGAGCCUAUUUUCUUUUUGAGUUUUGGCUUCAGACGGCUUCAUCUCGGGACAAUUGAGUCUGGUUGUCCUUUAAUGGAUGUGUCCAGAAAUGUAAUUGUAUUACGAAUUAAAAGCAUAAAAUACAAGUUGAUCGUCACUGUUUGGAAGACAGGAAGGCAUAUAAAAAGAUUCUGAUGCAAAUUAUACUGCUA